Molecule: messenger RNA, 435 nt
Organism: Pteronotus mesoamericanus
Lineage: Eukaryota; Metazoa; Chordata; Mammalia; Chiroptera; Mormoopidae
Product: keratin-associated protein 21-1
Exons: 2
Coding region: 1-435 (144 amino acids)
Source: RefSeq, a predicted model, not a curated record
AUGUGCUGCCACUACUCCAGGAAGUCAUGCGGCGGCUGCGGCUACGGCUGCGGCUCUAGAUACGGCUGUGGCUACGGCUGUGGCUACGGCUCUGGCUACGGCUGUGGCUAUGGCUCUGGCUACGGCUGUGGCUACGGCUGUGGCUACGGCUGUGGCUACGGCUCUGGAUACGGCUGUGGCUACGGCUCUGGAUAUGGCUCUGGCUACGGCUGUGGCUAUGGCUGUGGCUACGGCUGCGGGUAUGGCUCCCGCUACGGCUGCGGCUACGGCUGCGGGUACGGCUCUGGCUGUGGCUACGGCUGCGGGUAUGGCUCCCGCUACGGCUGUGGCUAUGGCUGUGGCUACGGCUGCGGCUACGGCUCUGGCUGUGGCUACGGCUGCGGCUAUGGCUCCCGCUACGGCUGUGGCUACGGCUAUGGCUGCUGUGGCUACUAG